Messenger RNA from Frankliniella occidentalis (western flower thrips), 1201 nucleotides. Its product is annotated as protein mono-ADP-ribosyltransferase PARP12-like. Gene Ontology annotation, molecular function: NAD+ poly-ADP-ribosyltransferase activity. NCBI's taxonomy places the organism in Eukaryota, Metazoa, Arthropoda, Insecta, Thysanoptera, Thripidae. The transcript is spliced from 5 exons. The record is from RefSeq and is a predicted model, not a curated record. Bases 235 to 933 code for a protein of 232 amino acids.
AACCAACCAAACCGGUGCAGUGCAGAGUGCAGAGCAGCGCAGUCAGAUUCGUUGCCCGGGUCAUCCUUCACCGCAACGCCUCGUUUCGUUUCCAGAGCCGCAGCUCAGCUGGACAAGACACUUGUACCUUCCAUGUUGUAUUUGGUGCAUAGGUUAUUCUCCUGUCCUUGAUACCUCCAUAUCCUGUGGCGAUUCGGUUAGCGUCUGGUGUGACUUCUGUGGAAAUCAGUUAACAUGGAGACGUGUCCCUACGAAUUAGAGGAUCAUGUGAGUUUUGUUCCUCGCUACUACAGGCAUCUGAUGCCAGAUAACUGGUACCUGGAUGGUAGUCAAGUGAAUGUUUUGGAUCGAUUGUCAGAAGACGACUAUCAGUGGAAAAAAAUUUCUCAGAAAAUGGGUAAUGAAUUUGAUGUGGUUGAGAUUUGGAAAGUCCAAAACCCACGUUCAUAUGGCCGUUAUGCACAGAGAGCAUUGAAAUAUGAAAACUGGUUCGGAAGGGAACCCAAACGCUGGCAGUUGUUCCAUGGCACGCAGGAAGAAAAUAUUGACAGUAUUAUUGAAAACAAUUUUGAUCUGAGAAAUCUGCACACUAAAGACACCUCAUUUUAUUUUACUGGUGAAGGUGUUUAUUUUACAAACUCUGCAGCUUAUGCAGAUUGGUGUGUUGGUGGAAGUGAUACAAGGUGCUAUAUGUUUAACUGUGAAGUGCUGAUUGACAGUAUUAAAAAUAUAUACAAUCCACACUCUGUACGCUUUGGACCUCCUGCUCGAAAAGGUUGUGAACAGGAAGUGGCUGAGGCGCGAUCCGAAGGGAGAGAUCCUCACCCCUCUACGGUUUAUGACACCACUGCGAGGGCAGAUAAGGAUGAAUAUGUCAAGUUCCGCAAAAACGAAUUUUACCCUUUGCAUCUUAUUAUGUAUGAUAGAUGCUAGUAGUCUUGUGUGGUAAGACUCAGACCCCUGUGGAAACAGUAAGACGUUAACUACUUUUAUUUUUUUAUGAUUUCUGUUCUAUUUUUCCUUAUGAAGUUCCGUAAAUAUGUAUAUCUUACCCAAUGCAUUUUAUGUAUGGUAGAUGCUAGUAGUCUUAUGUGUUAAGACUCAGACCCCUGUUGGUGCAGUAAAAUUUCUUGUUCUAUUGUCUAUUGUGAAGUUCCAAAUAGACUAAUCUUACGUAAUACAUCUUAUUAUGUAUGAUAAA